Molecule: messenger RNA, 3116 nt
Organism: Thunnus maccoyii (southern bluefin tuna)
Lineage: Eukaryota; Metazoa; Chordata; Actinopteri; Scombriformes; Scombridae
Gene: tmem8b
Product: transmembrane protein 8B
Exons: 13
Coding region: 183-2315 (710 amino acids)
Cellular component (GO): plasma membrane
Source: RefSeq, a predicted model, not a curated record
CGACAUAUUGAGGUUGUCAAAUCAAAGCCAACGAGGAGGCGCUGUCCCGUCGUCGUCUGAAUUACGUCAUGCACAAACAGCUGGUCGUUGGCAAAAAAAAAUCUGGAAAAAAUGUAGACCAGCACAGCGACUGAGAACUGCAGCCGGGCUGUAGCCCAUCACAAAUCUUUUUGCUUUUAACGAUGUGGCAGCUGGAACGUCUGGGCUCAGGAUGUAGCCCUCCGCGGCUCCUCUUGCUUGUUUACACCUCUCUCUGCGCUCUUGGAGAUUGCCUUUUUGUGACUGAAUACUUCACCCGUACGCCUCGUAAGCUGAAUGCUUUCAACUCCUUCGCCAGUGUGGAACUGUUCCACUUCAAUGUGCCUGACGACACCAUGAUGGCCGUAUGGAACCUCAUCACCUUCAAGGAGCAAGGGGGCACGUUCGGAGACAGCUGCCCAAACCGCAAUGUGACUGUGUACUUCAGGUCCGGGGCUCCUCCUGUAAUCAACCCCCUGUACACACGCUUCCCUCGGGAUACAGUCGUCCCAGGAUCCUUUGCAGUGACUCUGACCUGGACUCUUCCAAACCGUACAACGGGAGCAUUCAAUGUGACCAGCCCGCUCCCUGGAGACUGGUUCCUAGCCGCACAUUUACCCAAGGAUGAAGGCAAGAUUUCAGUCAAGGGUCUAUCUGAAGAAUGCCAGUAUCUGUUCCAACCUCAGCUCAUUGUCCAGAAGCUGAUUGGGAUUUCAGUGCUCUAUCCUGGAUAUUUCAUCGACCAGAUGAUCCCCAUCCACAACAGAUCUGCACUUUAUAAAGUGUUCAUACCCAACUAUAUAUCGAAGGUGAAAGUUCAGCUGGUAAACUGCAGCACCAAGAACAAGAGUAGCGACAGUUGUCCCGUGGUGCUGAAGAUAAGAGCGCGGGCGCCGCCGGUGCAUAACUCAAGUGCCCUCGACUGCAGGGAGUGGAGCCCUUGUGAAUUAGACACCCUUGUACCUGCCUGGGAACAAUGGUACUACAUCCUGGUGGAGAGAUAUCUAGGAAACUCUGAUGUCUACUUCCGCAUCGGGGUGCAGGUGACAGAUUGCUCCAAGUCCAAUUUGUCAAAGGACCAGUCACAACCCAGUUCCUCGAUGAACAUGCCACAGUCUUUCGGGACAGCGAUGGGUUUUUCCUUGUCUGAUACGCUCUCAAUGGCGGCACUGCCCAGCCUCUCGCAGAAUGCCAGUCACCUGCACACCUCGGAGGACAGCAUAAUUUACCUCACCCCAACUGCCGACACUAACAAGUGCUGGCCAAUCCGUCCGACUCUGCGAAACGAGUUGGACACCUUCUCUGUGCACUUCUACGUCUUCUUUGGUCCAAAUAUAUCGAUUCCACCGGACAGGGCCGCCGUGUUCGCCAUCAACCUCAUGCCAGUUUUAGACAGCGGAGGAGUCCUCAACAUGGAGCUCAAGCUCAACAUGUCUACGCUGAAAGGCGCUAAUGUCACAGUGUUUGGUUGCCUGAACCACGGGAUGCCUCUCUUCCUGCAGGAAAACUCAUCACUGAAAUGUGAAUCAGAAUCCGUGGCCGGGUUUUUCCUUUCCGUGAACGCCUCCGCUAACAUCACCAAACUGAGAAUUCCCUAUCCACAAACAGGCACCUGGUACCUCAGUCUGCGCUCUCUGUGUGCCACUGAACACGGAUUUGAAGUAUGCACCAAUGUCACCGCCGAGGUAUAUAUGCGCUCUUACCUGACUCCAUGCAUCAAUGAUUGUGGGACAUAUGGACAGUGCAAGCUUCUGCGCACCAACAACUACCUUUAUGCUGCAUGUGAAUGCAAAGCAGGCUGGGAUGGCUGGGGAUGCACAGACAACUCGGAGGCCUAUUCCUACAGUUUCCAGCUCCUCUCCACCCUGCUGCUCUGUCUCAGUAACCUCAUGUUUGUCCCGCCAGUGGCCAUCGCAAUCCGAAGCCACUACCUGCUGGAGGCUUCAGUUUAUAUAUUCACCAUGUUCUUCUCCACUUUCUACCAUGCAUGUGACCAGCCAGGCAUUGUGGUCUUUUGCAUAAUGGAGUAUGAUGUCCUGCAGUUCUGUGACUUCCUCGGGUCGCUCAUGUCAGUUUGGGUCACUGUCAUUGCUAUGGCCAGGCUAAAGUCCAUCAUCAAACAGGUGCUGUAUCUGCUGGGGGCAAUGUCUCUUUCCAUGGCUUUGCAGCUGGACCGUCACGGUCUGUGGAACCUGCUGGGACCCAGUCUGUUUGCUCUGGGCAUCAUGGCCGUGGCAUGGAUUCCUGUCAGCGUAUACCAGACCCAAACACAUCAAGCAGACAGCCUGGCAGUCUGAUGGGACCAGAAAGGUCAUGCUACAUUUCAGAUGCUGUGUUGAGAGGGAUGGCUGAACGCCGGCGCUGGGAGAUUUAAUAAAGUCUGUCGUGGGUAUAUACAAUGUGUAGCCCCGCACAGACAUCUGUCAUACGGGACCAAAUGAUGACUGGCUUUUGAAACCGUGAAAAGCCUUGGGGUUUGGAGUGUGCUAAUGAUGCUCGCAGUUUAAGAUGCAAUAGUGUCACGGCUUUAAAAUUAAGGGCCCUUGUCCUUGUAGUUUAGGCUCAGAUGUAAGUGCUAAAGACAGCAUGCUGCUGGUCAGAAGGACAAGGGCUUUAAUUAUCACCCCUCAAUGUCAACACUGUUGUGAGUGUUGACAUGCCAAAUCUUCGAGUGUGUCAUUUAAGUUAACGUCUACAAAUGUAACAAGAGCCUUCUUAAAAUCAUCAUUUCCUAACAGCAAUUAGCCUAAGUCAGGAUGACAUCUAAUAACUUUUAAAACUGAUGCAAACUUAGAUGAUAUGGUAAUUCCAUCUUCCCAUUUUGGAACUGCAAACUUGCUGACACUGUACCAGUCAUUACUGGAAGCAAACACAGGAAACAAAUCAGUGAGUGUGUAGGUCCUGAAAUCUUUCCAUGUGAUAUUACCACCCUGGGAUUUGGGUCCCUCCUCUGUCGCUCUCUCUGGGGUUUGUUUUGUGUGUUUUUUCUUAUUCAAAUUGAUGCUCUACUGAUAAAGAGAGUUGUAGCUUUUAAUGAGCAAUCUUUGCUCAAAAUUGACUUGAUUUCUUUCUUUCUGUCUUCUAUUCUAUUCCAUUUU